AUGAACGACAAAAAAAUCUCAACUCAGCCGGAUUUGGAGACGCAGGAAAUUUCGCCGACUUCCGAAAAAGCCCCAGAUGGAGGAUAUGGCUGGAUCGUCACAACUUCAGUGGCUAUCGUCAACGGCCAUUCAUGGGGUAUCAACGCAGCAUAUUCUGUCUUUCUCGCCCAUUUCGUCGAAGAGAAUACAUUCCCUGGUACAACACCACUUAUGUACGCCAUCGCUGGAUCGCUUAGCGUAGGUGUCAUGAUGCUCAUCUCGCCAUUCACAACUAUCAUGGCUAGAGAACUUGGUACAAGACCGACGAUGCUUAUCGGGGCUAUAGUACAGUCUGUUAGCCUUUGGUUUACAAGACGACGGGCUUUAGCUAAUGGUAUUGCCAUCGCUGGGGCUGGUCUCGGAGGAUUGACGUACUCACUCGCUACCGGGGCUAUUAUUCGCAACAUGGGCUUGGAAUGGGCAUAUCGGGUUCUUGCAAUCGUAUCGGCGGUGGCGAACAUCACCUGUACACUGCUUAUACGAACUCGGUAUAACUCACAAGCAACGAGACUUGCUUUUGACAUGACUCUUUUGCACAGGCCGGAGUAUCUUCUUGUAUUAAGUUACGGCGCCUUCAGUAUGCUAGGCUAUUUCGUCCUCAUCUUCACACUCGCCAAUUACGCAAAUGUUAUUGGACUCUCGUCGUCACAAGCGUCGAUGAUUCCAGCAUUCUUCAUGUUCGGCCAGGCCAUCGGUCGUCCUUGCAUCGGAUGGCUAAGCGAUCGAUUCGGCAGAAUCAACCUCACCUUCAUCAUGUCUCUCAUCACCGGAAUUUUGACCUUUGCGAUAUGGAUCAACGCAAAGUCAUUUGGUGUCCUGCUCACCUUUGCACUUGUCGGGGGUUUAUCAGCUGGUGUCUUCUGGGUUAACAUAUCACCUGUCCUCGUCGAGGUCAUGGGUCUGGAGAAUCUACCCUCGGCGUUGAGUUGCCUUUGGGUUGCUAUGGCUGCUCCGUCGACGUUCAGUGCGCCUAUUGCUUUGGAGAUUUAUACAGGAACAGGGAGUUACUUGGGCGCGCAGCUGUUUACUGGAUUUAUGUACAUUGCUGCAUCCUUUUGCGUACUUGGAGUAAGACGGUGGAAGAUCGACAGCUUGAGAGGUGCGAAAGAAAGGUCCCCAGCAUCAGGAGAAGAUGGGCAAGAUCUGAAACCGAUGAGUUGGGAUUUGAAGUGUCUCAAACUCGAUAUAGUAUAG
Fusarium oxysporum Fo47 is the source of this 1233-nucleotide messenger RNA. RefSeq names its product major facilitator superfamily domain-containing protein. The transcript is spliced from 2 exons. Gene Ontology annotation, biological process: transmembrane transport. Gene Ontology annotation, molecular function: transmembrane transporter activity. The record is from RefSeq and is a predicted model, not a curated record. NCBI's taxonomy places the organism in Eukaryota, Fungi, Ascomycota, Sordariomycetes, Hypocreales, Nectriaceae. The coding region runs from base 1 to 1233 and encodes 410 amino acids.